AUGGAAGCUCCUAAAUUUGUCUUAUUUUCCUUGCUUCUUCUCAUGGCUUCUACUACUACAAGCUAUGCUCAACUCACUCGUGGCUUUUACCAACAUAUAUGCCCCAAUGUGGAGCAAUUGGUUCGCUCUGCCGUCACACACAAGUUCCAACAAACCUUUGUGACUGCUCCUGCCACUCUUCGACUCUUCUUCCAUGAUUGCUUUGUGCGGGGUUGUGAUGCUUCGAUUUUGAUUGCAUCUCCAAAUAAUAAGGCAGAGAAGGAUCAUCCUGAUGACAUUUCACUUGCUGGGGAUGGCUUUGACACUGUGGUUAAAGCCAAGGCAGCUGUUGAUGGGGAUCCAGGGUGCAGAAACAAAGUCUCUUGUGCUGAUAUUCUAGCUCUCGCUACUAGGGAUGUCAUAAAUUUGGCAGGGGGACCAUUUUAUAAUGUUGAAUUGGGAAGGCGUGAUGGAAGAGUAUCUACUAUUGCUAGUGUUCAACGCCAUCUUCCUCACCCUGAGUUCAAUUUGGAUCAGCUCAAUUCCAUGUUUAGCUCUAAUGGCCUUUCCCAAACAGAUAUGAUUGCAUUAUCAGGUGCACACACAAUUGGGUUCUCCCACUGCAACCGCUUCUCAAAACGAAUUUACAGCUUCAACCCCAGAAGUAGAAUUGACCCAACACUAAAUUUACAAUAUGCUUUCCAGCUUAGACAAAUGUGCCCUAUAAAAGUUGAUCCUAGAAUUGCUAUAAACAUGGACCCUGUCACGCCUCAAAAGUUUGACAACCAAUACUUCAAAAAUUUGCAGAAAGGAAUGGGUCUCUUCACUUCUGAUCAGGUGUUAUUCACAGAUGCAAGGUCAAAAGCCGUAGUCAACUUAUUUGCAUCAAAUGAAGGAGCUUUUCAAAAUGCUUUUGUUGAUGCUAUUACUAAGUUAGGAAGGGUUGGUGUUAAAACUGGAAAUCAAGGUGAAAUUAGAUUUGAUUGCACCAGGCCAAACUAG
Abrus precatorius (Indian licorice) is the source of this 981-nucleotide messenger RNA. Its product is annotated as peroxidase 16-like. The transcript is spliced from 4 exons. Gene Ontology annotation, biological process: hydrogen peroxide catabolic process; response to oxidative stress. NCBI's taxonomy places the organism in Eukaryota, Viridiplantae, Streptophyta, Magnoliopsida, Fabales, Fabaceae. Gene Ontology annotation, molecular function: heme binding; peroxidase activity. The coding region runs from base 1 to 981 and encodes 326 amino acids. The record is from RefSeq and is a predicted model, not a curated record.